Molecule: messenger RNA, 1082 nt
Organism: Meleagris gallopavo (turkey)
Lineage: Eukaryota; Metazoa; Chordata; Aves; Galliformes; Phasianidae
Source: RefSeq, a predicted model, not a curated record
GGCCGCCCCGGGGCUGCUCUGAGCCUUCGCCUCGUCUCGCCUUUCGCCUGCAGCCAGGCCGGAGUGAGCCGCAGCGUGGCCGUGGUAACCGCGUACCUGAUGAAGAGCCAGGGACUCGGCUGGGAGGAAGCCUACGCCGCCGUCAGGGCCGCCAAACCCGACGCCGAGGUGAAUCCGGGCUUCCAGAGGCAGCUGAAGCUCUACGAGGCCAUGGGCUGUGCCGUGGACAGCAGCAGCGCCCUGUACAAGCAGCAUCGCCUGCAGGUGCUCACGGAGAGGUUCUCCGAACUUCAAGACUUACCCCAAGAAGUCUUUGCUGUUGAUCCAACCAAUGCACAUCAGACUCCAAACACAGAAGUUCUCUACAGAUGCAGGAAAUGCAGGCGCGCUCUGUUCCGUAGUUCCAGCAUUUUGUCCCACGUGGAAGGAAGUGGACCAACAGCCUUUGCUCACAAGAGAAUAACAGAGUCUAUGCAUCUUCGUGGCAGUGGCCCUGAUAAGUGCACCUCUUACUUCAUUGAGCCUGUGCAGUGGAUGGAGCCAGCACUGCUAGGAGUAACGGAAGGACAGCUUUUGUGUCCCAAAUGCACGUCUAAGCUGGGUUCCUUUAGCUGGUGGGGUGAGCAGUGUUCUUGCGGCCACUGGGUGACCCCUGCCUUCCAGAUACACAAAAGUCGAGUGGAUGAAGCGAGAACUCUGUCAGUUGCUAACUUCCACACUACCAAAACUUGAACUCAUAGCCUCUUUCAAUGGAUCUCUAACUGACCACAGAGAAAUCCUAACUACUGUGGGUUUGCCAGGACAGAGGUUGAGAAUUCCAUCCCUUUGUAAACAGAGGAAUUACUUGAGCGCCUGAUCUAUUUCUGCUUUCAGUAUAUCUAAAAUACAGGAUGUAUACAUUCAUAUAUAUGUGUGUGUAUGUAUGUAUAUAUAUAUGCACAUUUACAUAUAAAAUAAAUGCAUGUAUAUAAGAAGAGUAAAGCAUGUCCAUCAAAGAUGUGUUAAGCAGUGGUCAAAGAUGUACAAAAGUGCCUGAACAUGAUGUUGAUAGCAACAGACUGAAUAAAAAUGUUAUUUACAAA